UCACGCUCCUCACGGCUCGCCAGUGGCAUCGCAACGCAAUGCUGUAACUGUUCUCAUUAAAGCACUAUCGCAGUCUUCAUCAUUGUCAACCGCAUCUACGUAACCGAUCGUUCAUACGUGUAUAAGCUGUGGCAAUGCCAGGCGGGGUGUUCCCGGGAUUGACAAUCAUGACUACAAGUAUUUUAUCAUAUUUAGUCCGCUAGCGAAGUUGUGUAUGUAUUAUGUCGAUGUAGCCAUGCAUUAUACAUGUGUACAGUUAUAUUGACAAUUAGCCUCUUGUUUGGUUUAAUGUUAAUAAUAGUCGUGUCUAGUAUUUAUUCUAAAAAGUAUCUGGUAUCAGUUGUUUGAGCGAGUUGGGGUAGUGGAGUGACGUUUGCUAUUUCCUGGGGGAGAGAUCUUUGGACAAAUAUGGAUCUACGGUCAACGUUCCUUCUGACGUUCAUCGGACAAGUGUACCUGGUCAGCAAUACACACGAACAGCGAGGAUAUCGAGGCCGUGAGGAGGUGGGGUCCGGGGACCGAGGGCCAGGGGGGAGGAGAGCACCACGCUGUUGUAACGGAACGCUAGGCUAUGCGUCAGACAAACCAGAAAAAAUGCCCUGUGCCUCCAUGUUGUGUUGUGAUGAGAAAGAGUCGGUAGCUGCCUUCCCCAUCAAUGCCGCUCUCAACUAUGUAUUCCGUUGUACGUCAAACCACCAGGUUACCAAAUGUGCCAACCAAGGGGACGUCGUCUUUACAACAAACAAGACAGCUAUGACGUAUGGUCCUCGGUUCUGUUGUCAAGGGUUUAAAUUUAAAGUAACAGCAAAUUCAAUGGACUCCGCUUUACAGAUCACGUGCAUAAGGUCAUAGACAAGGAAUAACCCUCUCCGUUACACCUCGCCAAACACAUGCGGACAGGGGGACGGAGGUGGAAUAAAACAAGUGGUAAUGUUUGAACCAUAUUUAAAGAAAACUUAAUGACGACAAGCAUGUUUAUGGUAGCAGGUCUAGUUACUCUAACGCUUUAUAUACCAAUCACAAACGACUCCUGAAAAGCAUAGUCUAAUGGCGAUAAAAACUAGUUGAUGCAAACAUAAUGUGUGAUGUAUCAGCCCUCUGUCCUGGUCUGAAACACGUUAAUAAGUCACGCACAAACUAUGGUCGUUCUUUGCGUAAAAUAAAUAGAUAUGCCCGUGCUGUAGACCAAAGGGAGACUACUCGUCUGCUCUUGUCAAUGUUGUUUAUGAACAAUGGGUGAUAACUCGAAUCAGUGGUAUUCUGAGUAUUGGCACCUUGCUCCCGAAAUCGUUAGCAGGAAUAUCAAAAACUUGAGCAAAUACUCGAAGCAGAUAAGACAAAAUAGCAAUUGUAAUUCUGUUAAGGAACAUAUACUAUCUUUCACUUAAUGUGUGACUAUUGUCUGGCACGAAGUUUGCUUACCAACCUUUAAUCACGAGGAAUUAUAUUUAUACAUGCAAGGAAAACUUAUAUUAGAAAUCCAAACCAGGACAAGUUAUCCACGUGGAUGGCAUGUGGAUACAGCCGAUAACGUCGGUAGCUGACAUUGGGCAGUUCAGGAGCUGAAAUCUACUGUCUAACCAGUAGUUCUGACAAGGAAAUUAAAUUGGAUAUUUCACGAAUGGGUAAUAUUUCGUGUAAUAGAAUACCUUCUGAAAUAUUAGCAUUUUAAUCAUAAUCUAAGUUUGAUACAAUAAUCCGUUGAAAAGAAUGAUGUGAACUAAGUUUACCGAGUCGCUUGGUUCAACCGUCCUAGCGCAUUGACAAAACCGAAGUUAUCAUCUUCUUGAAUUAUUCGUCAUGAGCAAUGAAUACUGGGUCAAACAACAUAAACAGCAACUACAUGAUACGGUCGUUUGGUCGCUGGAACCACGACAACAAUACUUCUAUGAAAACAUGGUAUUUGAAAUAUCUCACUGAUAAUACAGCAUCAUAACGAAGUUUGGUCGCGCGCAUAUGAGCGAUUUAGAGUCAGAUUGUUGAUGAACAUGGCGACAAAACAAGUUGAUGACGAUAUAGCCAUACCUCCUUGUUGUUUGUCGUCUCCUAACAAUGUUACCUUGUUUCUACCAAGGACUCUCGUCACUCUCGGAAGGAAAUGCACUAAAUCAUCUGCCAUGAAUCUUGGUUGGACUAAUAUAUAUGUGUAUGUAUACCGUAUGUUUAUCUAAAUAUGACAAGAAGUAAAAGAGGAUAGAAAGAAUGAUCACAAAAGAAAAAACAGGUACAGUGUCAUUACAGUCGCAAGGCUAAAGGAGAACAAUGAACUUGAACUUGAAGAGGAUGCAUUCAUGGAGGGGAAAAUGCCAUUGAAAAGAAUUAUUUACGCUCCUAAGUGAAACCUUUCUGUCGCACUUGAAGAUCUUGUCUUAACUGUUGAAACCUGAACUCAUUGUGUACUCAGAUAUUUGAUUCUUUGACAUAAUGACACAAAUGGUGCAUUCUUAUGUACAUAUCAGCAUGGACAAGCGAUUCACAUGUAUACGACUUUAUGACAAUCUUUAAAGAACUAUGUACGCUCCUUAUUCUCAAGAAACUGUGUGACUGAAUAUGUGUGGUGCAUCAGGUACACGUUGUUUUCUGUAUGAGGUGUAUGUAUAUGUGGAAUCGUAUGUAAGUAUGUCUACAUGAAAUUUAGACAUAUGUCCCUUUUAUAAUUACAUUUUUGUAGAUACACAUAUGUCUAUCUAAAGGUUCGGGUUAGAUCUGUGUUUUGUAUGUCUGUAGCAGACUAUGAAAGUCCGUUAAUGUCAACAACGAGAUAAACCGACAUGGUUACAUGAAACCUUGUAAAGGUCUUCUUUAACGAGUUCGCACCAGCUUGUUACGAAUUUAUAACCGUUUGCGUCAUUAAUUUAACAACCGUUCGUAUUUAACACGUGGAAGUAAAGGGUUAAAUGCGAACGUGUUAGUUUAAUGGCUUUUUACAUUAUCGGUCUUUCAUUGAAGACCUGUGUGGUUCUGUUGGAGGUGGAUAUGUCUGUUAUGUGUGUUAGUAGACAGGUGUCACUGGUAUGAGAUGUAUGUGUACCAUAUGUAUAAUGGCAUGUGUGUGUGUGGAAGAGGUGUUUAUGUGUAUGGUUACAUACGUGUAACUCGACAUGUCUGUAGCCUCUUUAUAGGGAGUCGUGUAUAUCCCUCUUAAGUGGUAAAUUGAUCGAUCUCUGAAUAGUAAAGUAUAUGACUUUGUCAUAUGUAUAUAUGUAAGACAGAUAUAUCCCAUCCGAAGGUACAGAGUUUACAGAAAAAUUGACUUGUCGAGUUUUUUUGGGGUUUUUUUCCAUCGUGAUUUAACUUAAAUGACUUUCUAUCUUGGAAAGACGUUUUUCUUACAAACUUCACAAGUGCAUUCCCACAAUUGCAAGGAAAAAGACAAACCUGUCUGUAACUACAUGGGAAAGACAUUUGACUUCUGCUAUUAUUCUGAAUACUGCGCCAUCACUUAAUGCAGCGUUACCAGGGUCACGUCAUCAAUUUUGUCACACAUCUAAUGGCGCUAUGUAUUUGGUUCAGUGUUAAAACUUAUAUUUAUGACAUUCCGGGAAAAAAAAUCAGUCACUCCUGUGUGAUGCGUACAGAAAUAUUGUAUAACCCUCAGGAAAAGAUUUCUGAAGUUAAGCUAUCGGCAAACCCUCGUGCUUAAAACUUCAAACAUCUUACCCUCAAGUUUUCAAAGAAAGUAAAGACAGGUUUAUCUUUUCCUUAGCAAGAAUGCGAAUGCACAUGAGAAGUGUGACAGAAAACGACUGUCUCACACUCAUGGUUUCGAUUUAAGGGUCGUAUUGUACAUGUUUAUAUCCAUGUAAUGCAGUAGUCAUGUGUGUGUGUCUAUAUUGGGGAAGGUAUGAGUUUCUCUAAUUUGACGUAUAGUUUGACGUAGUUAUGUCAUAUGUUUGUAAGUAUGUUGUAGGCAUACAUGUUCUUUUCGUUUUGCGUACAACAUACUGACAUAUCUUUGCAUGGAUGCGAGCGUGUUCCUCUCUUUAAUGGGUAGACCUAUUCAUGUUUACACAAAAACUUACUUUUUUGAUGACAUGCGAGAAAAAUAUAUGUGUAUGAUGGUGUGCUAAAUUUUAUAUUUGUAUACUACAAAUGAAUGGUUGUGUAUUUAUCGACGUCAAUAAACAUAUAUCUAUGUCAAUGUCAAGAUAUAAUAAUUAGUAUGAACCCAAUUGAUUCACGCCAUCUAACAUCGUACAUUAUGUGAUUCUGGGUUCGGCAAAAUUCGUAAAGCAUCCGGUCCACAAGAAAUAACAUAGUCACCAAGCAAGAAGUGAAAACGAGAAUCUAUAUGCGAAAGAAAAAAAAAUGUUGUUUAAAUGGAAAAUUCUUUGAUUUGAUUUCAUCGCAUAUCAUGUUCUAGCUUUAAUUGCCCCUGUGGUGAGUCUGUGUUGACUUAGUGUGUCCGUGUUUCCCAAAGGUAAUACCAGUUUUCUCCCUAUUCUACUCUGUUUACGUAGCGUUACAACUAUAUAGUGAGCCCAGCGUGUCCGCAGUCUACCAUAAGUCCUAUAGUAAGUCCAAUAUGUCCCUUGGUGUGACUGAGAACAUCAUAAAAUGUCCAAGGCACAAUCUAGUGGUCUCAUAGAAAGCCCUUUAGCAAAUUAACCCAUGAUUCCAAUAUAUACCCCAGCCGUCCCAAAGUAGCGAGGUGUAGUGAUCCCAUAGUAUGCCCAUCGACAUAUUUUUCCCAUAGAGAAACAAAAAAAUCCUGACUAACGAGGUAUUCUGAUAUCGUUUGCAUCCCUUUAACAUUCCAUAGAUACCAUGUUCAUUUACUAUUCAAAUGAUCAAUAUGUUCCAUUGCAAGCAAUGGUACCGGGGUUUCUUUAUUCCAAAUUUAUGUUUGUUUAUCUUUUUAUUUAUUUAUUUAUUUUCGGAUGGGGAAGGGGGGCAUAUGAUGCCCUUCAGCAAAAUUUUAUAUAACCAAUGUAUAGUUAACAAAGUAGUCAUCCUCGAUAUCCAUGGUUUACGCUCACGUUUGCUCUCUACACCCCUGGCAUACAGUAUGUCAUGGCA
This is a messenger RNA of Mizuhopecten yessoensis (Yesso scallop), 5019 nucleotides long. RefSeq lists its product as uncharacterized. The coding region runs from base 409 to 852 and encodes 147 amino acids. The transcript is spliced from 3 exons. Lineage: Eukaryota; Metazoa; Mollusca; Bivalvia; Pectinida; Pectinidae. The record is from RefSeq and is a predicted model, not a curated record.